Molecule: messenger RNA, 1915 nt
Organism: Magnolia sinica
Lineage: Eukaryota; Viridiplantae; Streptophyta; Magnoliopsida; Magnoliales; Magnoliaceae
Product: ATP-dependent 6-phosphofructokinase 3-like
Exons: 14
Coding region: 245-1726 (493 amino acids)
Biological process (GO): glycolytic process; fructose 6-phosphate metabolic process
Cellular component (GO): cytoplasm
Molecular function (GO): 6-phosphofructokinase activity; ATP binding
Source: RefSeq, a predicted model, not a curated record
AACCAAGGGAAUCUUCCUGUCUUCCCUCUCCUAUAUAUACUCCUGCUUUUCUCCUCCAACCUUCGUCUCUUCUUUUCUUCUCCUUCUUGAAUGAAAUCCAUCUCUCUGCUUUUUAUCUCUCCAAAACUCUCUAUUUGAUUCUUCGAAUUCCAACUACUUCCUCAAUCCCAGCAGCUUUCAUCCUCUCGCCAGCGCUCCGAUCGCUGCAAAAACCGCCGAUCUCAAGCUCCGAUCUUCGAAAUCCAUGGGAUCUGCCAAAAGAUCUCCGCCGAAGAUCAUUCUCGGAAACGCUGGAUAUGUUCUUGAAGAUGUCCCGCACCUGACUGAUUAUAUUCCCGAUCUUCCUACUUAUCCAAAUCCUUUGCAAGAUAAUGCAGCAUAUUCAGUUGUUAAGCAGUAUUUUGUUCAUGUUGACGAUACUGUCCCUCAAAAGAUUGUUGUUCAUAAAAAUAGCCCGAGAGGGAUACACUUUCGACGUGCAGGUCCCCGUCAGAAGGUGUAUUUCGAGUCGGAUGAAGUCCAUGCAUGCAUUGUAACAUGUGGGGGCCUGUGCCCCGGGCUUAACACGGUGAUUAGGGAAAUAGUAUGCGGUUUGCACCACAUGUACGGAGUCAGCAAAAUCCUUGGAAUAGAGGGAGGAUUCAGGGGUUUCUAUUCUCGCAACACUAUUUCUUUAACACCCAAAUUUGUCAAUGAUAUCCACAAACGUGGAGGAACCAUCCUCGGAACAUCACGAGGAGGCCACGAUACUUCAAAGAUAGUUGAUAGCAUUCAGGACAGGGGGAUUAAUCAGGUCUACAUUAUUGGAGGAGAUGGAACCCAGAAGGGGGCAUCUGCAAUAUAUGAGGAAAUUGAAAGGCGUGGUCUUAAAGUUGUAGUUGCUGGAAUCCCUAAGACCAUUGAUAAUGACAUUGCGGUAAUUGACAAGUCCUUUGGUUUUGACACUGCUGUGGAAGAGGCUCAGCGGGCCAUUAAUGCAGCACAUGUUGAAGCUGAAAGUAUCGAGAAUGGUUUGGGUGUUGUGAAGCUUAUGGGCCGUUACAGUGGGUUCAUUGCAAUGUAUGCUACUCUUGCCAGUCGAGAUGUGGACUGUUGCUUGAUUCCAGAGUCACCCUUUUAUCUGGAAGGACCAGGUGGGCUUUUCGAGUACGUGGAAAAAAAACUCAAAGAGAAUGGACACAUGGUUCUUGUUGUAGCUGAAGGUGCGGGACAGGAGCUUGUUGCCGAAAGCAUCCGAUCAAUGGACCUAGAGGAUGCUUCAGGAAACAAGCUACUGCUUGAUGUUGGGCUAUGGAUAUCACAGAAGAUUAAGGAUUAUUUCUCAAAAAGGCAGAAGACAGUGAAUCUCAAAUAUAUAGAUCCAACAUAUAUGAUCCGGGCUAUUCCAAGCAAUGCAUCAGAUAAUGUAUGCUGCACGCUCCUUGCUCAGAGUGCUGUUCAUGGUGCAAUGGCUGGAUACACAGGCUUCACUGUGGGACUUGUUAAUGGCAGACAUACUUAUAUACCUUUCCAUAGAGUGAAUGAGAAACGGAACGAGGUAGUAAUAACCGAUAGGAUGUGGGCGAGGUUGCUGUCUUCAACCCACCAGCCAAGCUUCUUGAGCUCUAAAGACAUCUUGGAAGAGAAGCCGGAAGAACCAACCCAAUUGUUAGAUGGAGCGCAUUGCAUGUAUGAUGGUGAUGAUAAGGUGGUUGCUGACGAAAUUAGCAAAUGCAACUCCAAGUGAGUUGACACUUCUCAUUAGAAAAGCAAAUAAGAGACUGAGCCAUGUAAUCAUAUAGAGAUGCUGGUUUGACUGCUUGUAAUGUUUUUUCAUGUAUCUCCACAGGCUGUUGGAAUAUUAUGUUAGAAGUGCAUUCCAUUGUAUGUAUAAUGCGGGAAGUAGUUUAUUCAAUAAAAUACAAAAUAUGAGACA